CCACCCGGACCUGCUCACGGGAGCACACUGAUGACGGUGAUUAGCUUAGCGGCUAGCUGCACCGGUUUCUGAUGAAAGUCCCCGAGUCGGUCUGCCUGUAGCUCCGUCACUCCUCGGUGUAAAACAGAAGAUAACAUGCGGCCAUCGCCGAUCGACUCUCCCAGACAGCCGGAGCAGCGGCGGUGAGAGGUGUGUGUGAGAUCGACCCAGAGUGCCGUCAUGGAGAAGCCCUGGAGGCUGUGGGGCUCCCUGGAGCGCUGGGCCCUGGCGCUGGCCUCCUGGUCCUGGGCCGCCUGCCGGGUCUCCUUGCUGGCCCUCAUCCUGUCCUUCCACCUCUACGGGGGCUUCUUCCUGCUGGCCCUCAUCCUGGCCUCGGUGGCCGGGAUCCUCUACAAGUUCCAGGACGUGCUGCUGUACUUCCCCGACCAGCCGUCCUCCUCUCGCCUCUACGUCCCCAUGCCCUCCGGCAUCCCCCACGAGAGCGUCUACAUCCGCACCAAGGACGGCGUCAAGCUCAACCUCAUCCUGCUGCGCUACACCGGGGGGGACUCGCUGUCCGGGCCCGCCGCCGGGGGGCCGGACGGCCCCUCCUCCUCCACCUCCCCCCCCACCAUCCUAUAUUUCCACGGCAACGCGGGCAACAUCGGGCACCGGGUGCCCAACGCGCUGCUGAUGCUGGUGAACCUGAAGGCCAACGUGGUGCUGGUGGACUACCGCGGCUACGGCAAGAGCGAGGGGGAGCCGGGCGAGAAGGGGCUGCACCUGGACGCCCAGGCCACGCUGGACUACGUCAUGACGCGGCCCGACCUGGACAAGACCAAGGUGGUGCUGUUCGGCCGCUCGCUGGGCGGCGCCGUGGCGGUGCACCUGGCCUCGCUCAACCCCCACCGCGUGGCGGCCACCAUCGUGGAGAACACCUUCCUCAGCAUCCCCCACAUGGCGGCCACGCUCUUCUCCUUCCUGCCCAUGCGGCUGCUGCCGCUGUGCUGCUACCGCAACCAGUUCCUGUCGUACCGGCAGAUCACGCAGUGCCGCAUGCCCUCGCUGUUCGUGUCGGGGCUGUCGGACCAGCUCAUCCCGCCGCUCAUGAUGAAGCAGCUGUACGAGCUGUCGCCCGCCCGGACUAAACGGCUCGCCAUCUUCCCCGAGGGCACACACAACGACACCUGGCAGUGCCACGGCUACUUCCCCGCGCUGGAGCAGUUCAUCAGGGAGCUGCUGAAGAGCCACGCCCAUGAGGAGGGCGUGCAGUCCACGGCCAGCGUCACCAUCAUCUAACGAGAGGGCCCCGGUCACCUGACCCCCGGUCACCUGACCCGACGGAAUGUACCUUUUUAAUGUCUAUUUUUUCUGAGCUGUCUGACUUUAUUUCAUCUUUUCCCGCCAUGGCCGUCGACCCUGAAUCGUGUCAUGUGACAUCCGGUCUUAGUCUACGGUUUUUAUGCAGAAGGCGGCUCCAACCGGUCUCACCAACCCCCUGAACUGUACGCCUGUGAAUGCAUGAAUCAAAGACCUUGACUAAUGACGCCUGCAAUGACUCCCCGACACGUCUGCAGUGCUCAGAACAGACGUUGCUUUGUUGGUUUUGGUGAUUAUUCCAGUCAAAGCGGUUUGAAGCGGUUCUGUCCAUGCCCUGCUCAGAGGCAUGCAGGCAGAAGUUAUGAAAAAACACCCCAAAUGAUCCUCACAGCAGCGCGCGCAUGCUGGGAAUUGUGUGUCCAAUAUAUUCGUUAAGUUUGGUUCGUGUAUCAUGGUAAAGGGUUUAAAAACAAUCUGAGAUCAUAUUUGAUAUGGAAUUAUGUUUUAUGAAGUGAAGAAAAAAAGAAAAAGUUACCCUUCCCAUUAUUACAAAUGUGGUUUAACAGGCUUAUUAAAUACCAAUAACUGGGGAGUUUGAUGUGUCUGGUUUCCCUCCCAAUACUCUCCUUUAUCAACUCAUAAUCAUCUGUUGAUCUCUGGUUUAUGGUGGAGCUCUCUCACCCCUCUAGGUCUGGCUCACACUGGCGUCUCGGUGGACAUUAACAAGGUCAUUAACCUUAAUUCCUGGAACGUCUUCCAAGAAGUGGAGCGAGGCUAGAGCAGCUCGCUGUUCUCUGCCCCGCCCCCCCCUGGCAUAUGCCCCACCUCCCUGGUCUAUGCCCCACCCCCCUGGUCUAUGUUCCGCCCCCUUGGUCUAUGCCCCACCCCCCUGUGUGCUGAGCACUGCGCAGUGAAGCCUUCUGUGGCGCUCUAUCGACUCGGCUCGGCCCUCUAAAGCACAGAGUAACCCCCCACCCCCAGGGUGCUCAGCGCAGGGGGGCGGCCCACACUGAAUGUGCCCCCGGUAGGACCCCCACCGCUGCGGUCUAGAAUGUCGUCUACCACAUUUCCGUUUCCUUUUUUGAUCUUGUGUGGAUUUUAUUCACAACGGAGCGUUCUGGCAUCUUCUUAAGCCCUCGACAGCGACUCUGUGUCCUGUAUUCGGUGUGUAAUCAUAACAUUUUCUAGAUAUGUUGCCUAUUCUGCCGUUGUACAGACUGCAACAGACAUGGGAGUAGGAAUCACCUGCAGUGAAGAGUGAACUUCUGGUUUCGUUUUCUCACAGACCACUGCUUUUGCUUUGGGGGAAAAGUGAUUCACGCUGCGGUAGUGUUUUAGGGUUGGGGUCCCAUCAUGUGCAGAGUUGACGUCGACACUCCCAGUCUAAACACCGUCCGUUGCAGUUGAGCUCGAGCAUAACGCCACAAAGGAGUGUGAGGAUGAGGAUGACUUGUGGGUAUUUUUUAUUUUUUUUCACCUUUCACCACACUUGAUGCUUUUCUAUUUUGGCAGAAUUUCAACCGCUCUGCUUUUCUAAGCACACAUUUCCAGUUUCUAUUUACUGUACAGUGACGCAAUAAAUUAAUACAUUCAAUUCA
Messenger RNA from Gadus macrocephalus (Pacific cod), 2897 nucleotides. It is a transcript of the gene abhd13, whose product is annotated as abhydrolase domain containing 13. Gene Ontology annotation, molecular function: palmitoyl-(protein) hydrolase activity. The transcript has 2 exons. Gene Ontology annotation, cellular component: membrane. The record is from RefSeq and is a predicted model, not a curated record. The coding region runs from base 220 to 1278 and encodes 352 amino acids. Lineage: Eukaryota; Metazoa; Chordata; Actinopteri; Gadiformes; Gadidae.